Messenger RNA from Cornus florida, 411 nucleotides. RefSeq lists its product as uncharacterized. Lineage: Eukaryota; Viridiplantae; Streptophyta; Magnoliopsida; Cornales; Cornaceae. The transcript is spliced from 2 exons. The record is from RefSeq and is a predicted model, not a curated record. Bases 1 to 411 code for a protein of 136 amino acids.
AUGGAGUUUGAUAGUGAGGAAGAAGCAUAUGAUUUUUACAAUGCACACGGUGGUCGAAUUGGUUUUAGCAUCCGGAAGGAGAAUGGCAAUAAAAUUAAUGGAAGAAUUACAUCAAGGGCAUAUGACAAGAUAAAGGCAAAGUACGUAAUUUCUAAAUUUGUAGAAAGUCACGACCAUCCAUUCAUAAUUGCUGAAUGCAGUCACAUGAUGCCGUUUCAACGACGAAUUUCCUUAGUCCAGGCCAUUCAUGUUGAGUUGGUUUCGGAUUUAGGAGUUCCAGCUUGUAAUACAUAUGUGUUGAUGGGAAGGCAAUCUGGUGGCAAAGAAUCAGUUGGGUACUUGAAAGUGGAUCUUAAAAAUUAUUUAAGGACGCGAAGACAAAAUGAGCUUCUUUAUGGAGAGGUGGCAUGA